UUGCAGAGGUAGCGCGGGAAAUCUGACCCGACAGUGGCGCGCCUGCUGGGGUGGUCCGCCGGGAUGGAGGAGGUGGAGGCUGAGGAGCAGCGGCAGUUCUCUCACCGGCAGAGGCUAAAGGCCGCAGUUCACUACACAGUUGGCUGCCUCUGCCAGGAGGUCGCACUGGACAAACAGAUGCAGUUCAGCAAACAGACCAUCGCAGCCAUCUCGGAGGUGACCUUUCGUCAGUGUGAAACUUUUGCUAAAGACCUCGAAAUGUUUGCCAGACAUGCAAAAAGAAGCACAAUUUCUACUGACGACGUGAAGCUCUUAGCCAGGCGGAGUAACUCACUGCUAAAAUACAUCACAGAGAAGAACAAAGAGAUUGCUCAGCUUAACCUAGAGCGAAGGGCCAAGAAGAAGAAGAAGCCGGAGGAUGAAAACAGGAGCUCUCGGGAGCCCGAAGCUGAGGUGCUGGACAGUGAGAGUUAAGCUCUGGCCACCUGGAGGAGGGAGCCUUCAGCAGGGAGAUUUGCACACCGCCAAGGGCAGCCUGAAAGGAUAAGUAGAGACGUUUAAAUGAAAAAUAAAAAGUGUCGGGGCACCUUUUUGUGCUGCCUGUUUAAAGUCACUCUCAGCAGAAGCUUAUAAGAGCUGGGAGUUCCUGCAAAGCCAUUGCACACGUCACUCAGCACAGGGAAGGCUUGUGUUCGGAUGGAGGCGCCCUGUGAGCUGCUGACUGAUGGAGUGUGCUAGCAGUCAGGCGUGCUGCAUGUUUUGGGAGGUGAGCACAGUCCUUCACUGUUUAUUCUCUAGGCCAAAUGACGGUCUCUGAAAGGUGAGCGAUGCUGUGUUCACUUAGCUCUGGCUACUAAGGUUUCAGGCCCGCAGCCCCUUGAUCACCAGGGAAAGAUGGUGUUUGGAAGUGAAAGUUUCUUAAAGGUGAUUUUCUUCAAACACAUGGUUUUGUGUGAUUUCUCUAGCAAUUUUGUAAGUAAGCCUUGACUCUCCUGAGCAGAACUUUGCUUGAGGAGAAAGUCUGGAGCCAUGAGUGUCCGAAGGGCCCUGUUCUACUGUCCCUAUGUCUCAAGGGCUGUGUGAUGCUCAGGGCCCACUCUCCCCCUUACAGAGUGGUAGGGGCACAGGCAGUGUCUGGGCCAGCGGGACAGCUUGUUGGGUAAAGGUGCCAGCCCAGUGUAGUCCUGAGUGUGAUCCCACGGUCCCAUGGUGGAAGGAAGCAGGCCCUGGAAGUUGAGGAGGGCUGUGAUCUUACUGUAGGUAGGGGCUGCCUGUCCAAUUGCUUUGUUUCAGUGGUAAGCCUUGGAUCUCAAGGGUCUAUGGUGGUCUGAAGCGGGCUUUUUGGGUCUGGCUGGCUAUGAGGGGUCUGCAUUUGUCCCCACAGUUCUGAACCCAUGAGGAAUGGGAGGUGGCCCAGGACUUUGCCACUGUCUUGAAUGGAGGUGGGCUCUCAGCUGGCUAAGUACAGGUUUCUCAGAUAGUGAGUGUAACCUACACAGAGAGGCAUCUUACACUUGCCCAUCUAUCAACUUGUAUUCUUAAAAGUAAAUUUUAAAAAGGUGCCAGCCAGGUGUGGUGGUACACGCCUUUGAUCCCAGCACUCAGGAGGCAGAGCCACUCGGAUCUCUGUUAGUUCACGGCCAGCCUGGUCUACAACAGGGUUGUAGACAGAGAAAACCUGUCUUGGGGGAAAGAAAAAGAUGUCUGCGUCAGGGGGAGGGGCACAUGUGUGCGGGUCAGAGGACAAGUUUGUUAAAGCACCAGUAUGUUCUUCCCUCCCACCGGUAUGCAGGUUGCAGGGUGAAGCUGUAGGUUAUCAGCUUUGUAUUACAAGUGCUGUGUUCAUUGAGCCAUCUUGACAAUUCCAUAAACAGUAAUUCUGCUUCUUUCCUUCCUUCCUUCCUUCCUUCC
This is a messenger RNA of Psammomys obesus (fat sand rat), 1911 nucleotides long. RefSeq names its product centromere protein S (gene Cenps). Gene Ontology annotation, molecular function: chromatin binding; protein heterodimerization activity. The record is from RefSeq and is a predicted model, not a curated record. Lineage: Eukaryota; Metazoa; Chordata; Mammalia; Rodentia; Muridae. Gene Ontology annotation, cellular component: FANCM-MHF complex; Fanconi anaemia nuclear complex. Bases 64 to 474 code for a protein of 136 amino acids. The transcript has 5 exons. Gene Ontology annotation, biological process: resolution of meiotic recombination intermediates; replication fork processing.